This is a messenger RNA of Polistes dominula (European paper wasp), 4371 nucleotides long. Its product is annotated as enolase-phosphatase E1-like. NCBI's taxonomy places the organism in Eukaryota, Metazoa, Arthropoda, Insecta, Hymenoptera, Vespidae. The record is from RefSeq and is a predicted model, not a curated record.
AUGUUGAUGAGCGACGAAGAUCUUGUUCAAUGUCCUUAUAAUCCUAAUCACCACGUUCCUAGGUCUCAAAUAGACGAGCAUAAAAAUACAUGUAAAUUUUUGAUGGAUCCUACUCAAGAAACUCAAAUUACAUUUUCAUCGCACGACGAGCCAAGACCCUCAACAUCUUACCAGGAGUCACCUCAGGAGGGGAGUUCACUUCAGGAGAAGAGUUCUCAUCAGGAGGAGAGUUCACAACAGGAGGAGAGUCAAAUAGCAGAACUUCCAAAUUUACAAGGCCCAUCUUUUCAAGAAUGGAGAAAAUCCCAAGAACCAGCAGAAAUACAGAAAACAUCACUUUCUAAAUUAAAAAGGCCAAGACUUAACCCAAAGUCGUUUAGAAAGAGAGAUAUCCCAGAUAAAUCCUGGAAACCAAAAUUAAUGCAAGAUAAAAAGUCAAGUUCAAAGAAGUCAGAAAUGCGAAUACAAUCAUAUUAUAAAAGAUUGAAUAAAGAAAGGAAGGAACUUAAGAAACUAAAAAUAGACAGUGGUUCUGAUGAAGCUUCUUCAUCAAGUAGUGGAUCUCCAUUAUCAUUUGUAGACACUAUGCCAGAUAACAAGAAACAAAUUCUAUAUGAUAUGGGUUCCAAAUUUAUGACACAAUUGGCAUCUACUUCACAACAAAAAGAUUGUCCACAACAAGAAUCUAGUUCAAAAGAAAAGAUAACUAAAAAAAUGGAUGUUGAAAGAUGGGUAAUUCAAUCGUCACAUUUUUCAUCAGAAGUGACUACUCCAUUAGAAGUUGAAUUAGAAGAGCCUCCAUCAACUAGAGAUGUUCUACAAGAACAAUCGCAAUCAUUUAGUGUACCUGCAGAAACAACACAUGAUAGGGUUCGUUCACAACAGCCAAAAGAGACAAUCAAAAAGAAACAUGAAGAAAUAGGUACAGAAAUAAUAAUGGUAGCUGAAGAGUCACAUAUUUUAUCAGAAGUGACUACUCCAUCAGAAGUUGAAUUAGAAGAGCUUCCAUCAACUGGAGAUGUUCUACAACAACAAUCACAACCUUUUAGUUUCCCAGCUGCAACAACACAUGAUUCGGAUGAUUUACAACGGCACAUUAGUUCUAUGAAAGAGAAAUAUGCAGAGAAUAUUGAAGAAGAAAUGGCGGAUGCUGAAGUGUCACAUAUUUUGGCAACAGAGACGAAUUUACAACUGAUUAAAACGGAAGAACCUUCUUCGUCUAGAGCUGUUCCAGAUAUAAUAGCUACUGAUCAUAGUGACACAACAAAUGAUGAAUCACCACAAGCAGAUAUUUCACAACAAGAAAGUAGUUCGCUACAAGAAAGUAGUUCGCCACUAGAAGAUAGUUCGCAACAAGAAUUUAGUUCGCUACCAGAAGAUAGUUUGCUAGAAGGAAGUAUUGUGCUACAAGAAGAUAGUUCGCUACAAGAAGAUAGCUUGCUACAAGGAGGUAGUUUGCUAGAAGAAGAUAUUGAACAACUAGAAGAAAUCUGGGGGGAAGAAACGUCAGAUAUGUUGAGUUAUCAGGAUUCAAUAGAAACUGGAUCUUCAAAACCUUCUUCAUCUGUACAAGAAGAACAAUCCAAACCAGUUGUUUCUCAUGAUAAGGCAAAACACGAAUUAAAUGUUCCACAAAAACGAAGUCGGGUUAGUAAAAGGUCAUACGAAAGCUCAAGUGAAAACACGGAUAUCGAUGAUUUACAAAAAGAAGGGUGCUCACCAGAAGCAGAUAUUUCAUCAGAAGCAGAUGGUUCACGAAGGAAAAAAAUAUGUCUAGAAAAAAGAAGACUUUAUGAUUCUACUUCAACAACAGAUGAAGAUAAAGGUGAAAAGAUCGAAUUUGAAAAACCUUCUUCCUCUGUUCCAAAAAAACAAUCCAAACCAGUUGUUUUUCGUAGUAAGACAAAACCUCUAUUAGAUAUUCCACAAGAAGCAAGUAAGCUAAGAAAAAGGUCACAUGAAACCUCAAGUGAAAAUACGGAUACCGAUAUAGGUGAUUUGCAAAAAGCAGGUAGCUCACUAAAAUCAGAUAUUUCACCAAAAGCUGAUGUUUCACCAAGGAAAAGAAAAUGUCUAGAAAAAAGAAGACGUUAUGAUUCUACUUCAACAACAGAUGAAGAUAAAGGUGAACAGAUAGAAUUCGAAAAACCUUCUUCCUCUGUUCCAAAAAAACAAUCCGAACCAGUUGUUUCUCAUGAUAAGGCAAAACAUGAAUUAACUGUUCCACAAAAAGAAAGUCGGGUUAGUAAAAGGUCAUACGAAAGCUCAAGUGUGAGCACGGAUAUCGAUGAUUUACAAAAAGAAGGGAGCUCACCAGAAGCAGAUAUUUCAUCAGAAGAAGAUGGUUCACGAAUGGAAACAAAAUAUCUACGAAUAAAAAGAUGUUAUCAUUCUUCUUCAUCAACGGAUGAAGAUGAAGGUAAAAAGAUUGAUUUGAAAAAACCUUCUCCAUCUUCUCCAAAAAAACGAUUAAAAGCAGUUGUUACUCGUCGUAAGACAAAACAUCAAUUGGAUGUUCCACAAGAAGCAAGUGGAGUAAAGAAAAGGUCACAUGAAACCUUAAGUGAAAGCAUAGAUAUUGAUUCAGGUGAUUUACAAAAAGCAGGUAGCUCACCAGAAUCAGAUAUUUCACUAGAGGCAGAUGAAAUAAAGAUGAGCGACGAAGAACUUGUUCAGUGUCCAAAUAAUCCCAAUCACCUGGUUCCUAGAUCUCAAAUAGACGAGCAUGUAAAUACAUGUGAAUUAUUGAUGGAUCCUAAUCAAGAAAUGCAAAUUACAACUCCAUCCGAUGACGAACCAAGACCCUCAACAUCUUACCAGGAGUCACUUCAGGAGGAGAGUUCACUUCAGGAGGGGAGUUUACUUCAGGAAGGGAGUUCACAACAGGAGGAGAGUCAAAUAACAGAACUUCCAAAUUUACAAGGUCUAUCUUUUCAAAAAUGGAGAAAAUCCCAAGAACCAGCACAAAUACAGGAAACAUCACUUUCUAAAUUAAGAAGGCCAAGACCUAACCCAAAGUCGUUUAGAAAGAGAGAUGUCCCAGAUAAAUCCUGGAAACCAAAAUUAAUGCAAGACAAAAAGUCAAGUUCAAAGAAGUCAGAAAUGCGAAUACAAUCAUAUUAUAAAACAUUAAAUAAAGAAAGGAAGGAACUAAGGAAACUAAAAAUAGACAGUGGUUCUGAUGAAGCUUCUUCAUCAGGUAGUGGAUCUCCAUUAUCAUUUAUGGACACUAUGCCAGAUACCAAGAAACAAAUUCUAUUUGAUAUGGGUUCAAAAUUUAUGGCACAAUUGGCAUCUACUUCACAAAAAACAGAUUGUUCACAACAAGAAUCUACUUCACAAGAAAAGAUAACUGAAGAAAUGGAUGUUGAAAGAUGGGUGAUACAAUCGUCACGUUUUUCGUCAGAAGUGACUACUCCAUUAGAAGUUGAAUCGGAAGAGCCUCCAUCAACUAGAGAUGUUCUACAAGAACAAUCGCAAUCAUUUAGUGUACCUGCAGAAACAACACAUGAAAAGGUUCGUUCACAACAGCCAAAAGAGACAAUCAAAAAGAAACAUGAAGAAAUAGGUACAGAAAUAAAAAUAGUAGCUGAAGAGUCAGAUAUUUUAUCAGAAGUGACUACUCCAUUAGAAGUUGAAUUGGAAGAGCCUCCAUCAACUAGAGAUGUUGUACAAGAACAAUCGCAAUCAUUUAGUGUACCUACAGAAACAACACAUGAUAGGGUUCGUUCACAACAGCUAAAAGAGACAAUCAAAAAGAAACAUGAAGAAAUAGGUACAGAAAUAAAAAUGGUAGCUGAAGAGUCACAUAUUUUAUCAGUAGUGAUUACUCCAUUAGAAGUUGAAUUCGAAGAGCCUCCAUCAACUGGAGAUGUUCUACAAGAACAUUCGCAAUCAUUUAGUGUACCUGCUGAAACAACACAUGAUUCGGAUCUUUCACAAAAGUCAAAAGUGACAGAGGAAAAGAUAUCUGAAAAAAUGGAUACAGAAGAAAAAAUAGAGACUGAAGAGUCACAUACUUUAUCAGAAGUGACUACUCAAUUAGAAGUUGAAAUCGAAGAACCUUCUUUUGUUGCAGAUAUUGAUUUGGAAAAACCUUCUACCUCUUCUUCAACAAAACAAUCCAAACCAGUUGUUUCUCGAGGUAAGACAAAACAUCAAUCGGAUGUUCCACAAGAAGCAAGUAGACUAAGGAAAAGGUUAUAUGAAACCUCAAGUGAAGACACGGAUAUCGAUGUAGAUGAUAUACCAUUAGCAGUUACCCCACCAAAAUCAGAUAUUUCACCAAAAGCUUAUGUUUCACCGAGGAAAAAAAAAUGUCUAGAAAAAAGAAGACGUUCUGAUUCUUCUUCAAAAACAGAUGAAGACUAA